Messenger RNA from Neurospora hispaniola, 411 nucleotides. RefSeq lists its product as uncharacterized. The coding region runs from base 129 to 341 and encodes 70 amino acids. The record is from RefSeq and is a predicted model, not a curated record. The transcript has a single exon. NCBI's taxonomy places the organism in Eukaryota, Fungi, Ascomycota, Sordariomycetes, Sordariales, Sordariaceae.
UUUAGAUUGCUUCAGUAAUUCUGCUGUUCGAAGCGCUGAACAAGUAUCCCCUUACGGUCAGCACUGCACCUCCUUCACGCCAGCCUCAUAUCCGCCCAGAUGCGGAGCAGGAGACUGGGGCUUAGAGGAUGAAGUGUGAUAGACCAAAUUGGCUGUGCCAUAUUUUCCUCCUCGGCACUGGGUUGUUGGGGCAUUUCAUCGGACGAUAUAUUGGAGGUUUAGACAGAACAUUGGCAGACUUGAUCUCAAAGUUGUGCGUUGGGUUUUUCAUAACAGUCUUGUUUAAAAGUGAUAUUCAUAUACAUUAUACCAUUCUCAGCAUAUCAACUAUAACAUUGUGAGACACAGCCUUCUCGUGACAGUACCGCCCUCGACACUCGAGGGUGGAAGUUGCUGCAUGGCGCAACAAAA